Messenger RNA from Amoebophrya sp. A120, 312 nucleotides. NCBI's taxonomy places the organism in Eukaryota, Dinophyceae, Syndiniales, Amoebophryaceae. The record is from the annotation of a GenBank genome assembly.
UCUACUUCGAGUUCUACUACUCUUGCUUCGACCAACAUGUCGUCGAGCUUCUAUGCAACAACACCCGAGCAGCACCCAGCUGCCGCUUCGCAGCACGACCAUGUUGUUGAAGAAACGACGGGCUCGUGCACAAGAAAGUCAUUUGACAGCAAGAUGAACCAGCAGCACUCCUACAUCCACAGUCUCCAGUGGAUCCUGAAACCGAAAGUGUCUGCUUCUCGUCCUGGUGGCGCCGAGGACCGAAACGGUACUAAAACGACGACGACUUCAUCUGCGACUGCGCAAGAACAAAUGAAAAAGACUUCUAAUCCG